AUGUUUCCGGAAUCAAAUUUCGGUUUCAACGUUGCAGUCGUGACUUCCUUCCAGUUUGCCACUGUCAAGCUUCGUUACUUCCUCGCACUCACGCGGGCCUUCCUCGAACGCGUCCCAAAGGGCAGGCAGCCUGGCGCUAACUCGAUCAGUCUCACAGCACUUCCUCUUCGUCUUGAGAGAAAUGUCCUGGUCUUCUUCAACCCAUCCUCGCUGCCCUCGAGAUAUUGCUUCUACUGCCGACCAGACACGAUGCCACUGGACGACGCACCCAGAUCGACCGCCUCGCGCAUGCUUCGCGGUCUCAACCCAUACCGAGACAUCAUCGACGAUGGCGCCUGGCAGGAGACCAUUGAGGUCGCCGAAGAAGAGGCAGAGACCAGGGCGCAGACGCUCAAGCAUUCUACCCGCUCUUCUCGUCGAGGCCAGGCUGAAGUCAUCUACGACAUGAAGUACCACCCGAUGGACCAGGUCACGCGACCAAACGCCCGAGCGACGCAGCGACACCGCUCCAAGUCCAUUUCCUUCGCCGAUAUUGAGGAUACAUCUUCCAAGACCGAAGACGACAGUGCGCCGUCUUCUGUUGCUGACUCUGAGGAGGAAGACUCCCAAGACGGAUCUUCCGACUCCGAGAUACAACUCAUCUCGUCUCCGCCGAGGAAACAGGAUCCGCGCGCAGUCCGACAUUCUGCGCGCGGCGAGGCGCAGAAGUACGUGAAUUACAGCAAGAAGCAUCAUCCUCAGGAUGUCGACAUACCGGGCUUCCAGCACAAGACCAUGUAUGCUGCGGCCGUGGAGAGCACCAGAUCUACUUCGAAGCCAACUCCAGCCUCUGUCAAGCGGGCUUCACCGAACGAAGAUGAGGACGGCUUGGAGGACACUUCUGCUCGCGGAGGACCGCCACGGAAGAAGCUUAGCAGCGUGGAUAUGAGUACAAUGACUAAAUUCAAGUCCAAGACUAAGUCCAAGAAGAAGGCGAAAUCGAAGAGCCCACCAGCACGAAGCAAGGCAAAGGCAAAGGCAAUGAAUAAGCCGAAGGGAGCAAGUAAGAAGGGCAAUUCCAGGAAUGAGCAUGAUGUCGACGCCUUGGUCGAUGCCGCUAUUGCUGGCUCACAGGCUCCGGGUCCGAAGAAGCCUACGGAAAAUGACAGUGAUCACGCCAAUGAGCCCCAGUCCGAAGAGAAGAGCAAGGACUCGUCUGACGAUCUUGAUGCACUGGUCAAUGCUGCUAGUCCUGGAUCCCAGGCAUCGACGGGCUUUCCCUCGUUGGUCGAAAUCGGUGAUAGCGAGGAGGAGAGUAGUGAUAUCGAGGGAGAGCCAUUUGCACCUGCUCCUAUGUCGCCUCCUCCGAAGCUUCCUUUGUUUGAGAGUGAUGAUGGUCAGCAGAUCGACCGGGUUGAAGACUGGUCCGCUGUCCCUGCUCCCGAUAUGGUCGAUCCAGAUGCUCUCAAGCACAGCUCUCAUACCUUGGGUCACAGUGAUGCCGACUACCAAGCGAUGUACGAUGCAACCCAAGAGACUAAAACGGCCAUGAUGAUUCAAGACGAGGAUACGCAGCUGAUGGCUGCCACCCUGGAAGACGCCUGCUCGCCGAGUAGCGACACGGAGAACGACAAGGCGGAGUCCCAUGUGAAGUCUAUCAACCGGUCUGCCACUCCUGACUUCAGCGCUGCUGUUCCGGAAUUCAUCAAGAAUCGCCACGCAUUGGAGGGCGGCUCGGCUCCUCUCACGCAAGAGAAGGCGAUGAGCAUGAUUUUGAAGGACUAUUGCAACAGAGACGAUGUUUCACUCGAGAUCAUCAAGCCGUAUCUGCAACAUGAAGCACUCCAGUCCAGAGCGGAAGCAGCAUUUCAUUCUCCGGAAAGCCAGGCGGCAGUGGACGGAGAGGUGGAAGAAGGCGGCAAGAAAUCUCCAUUCAUAUUCAUGUACGCAGAUGGCGCCGAGGAAGCGCUCAUGAAUCCGCUAGAACUUCAUUCCGGUCUCAAAGAUGCCGGUGGUGCCGAUGAGUCUGCCUCAGAGCCAGCGAGCGAGCAGUUUGACCACAGGGAGCCGGAGGAAGAGGGCAGAGGCGCAUCGGUUUCGCUUGGCCACAGCGGCAGCUUUGACGGACAAGAACGAGGACCUCCGUCGAGCUCGCCACGAGAAAUGAGCCUUUCAGGCUCUGACGAUCCCCCAAGUGGACAUACUAAUGGACCGUCGAGGGACGAAUCUCUGCCGUCACCAGAGCCGGUCCUUGACGACGCGGUCGAAGCGCGACGAGUCCAGGCGGAAGGAUUCAUGCAGGCUCUUCAUGAGUCUGAAUUCUCGCUUGCAAUGGGCGAUGAAGAAGAUGAUGGUACUGAUCUAAUCGAUACCUUUUCGGAGAUGUGA
Messenger RNA from Lecanosticta acicola, 2367 nucleotides. The record is from the annotation of a GenBank genome assembly. Lineage: Eukaryota; Fungi; Ascomycota; Dothideomycetes; Mycosphaerellales; Mycosphaerellaceae.